Messenger RNA from Metarhizium robertsii ARSEF 23, 690 nucleotides. RefSeq lists its product as uncharacterized. NCBI's taxonomy places the organism in Eukaryota, Fungi, Ascomycota, Sordariomycetes, Hypocreales, Clavicipitaceae. The transcript has 2 exons. The record is from RefSeq and is a predicted model, not a curated record. Bases 1 to 690 code for a protein of 229 amino acids.
AUGCGCCACCACGUCGUGACUUUGUGCCUCGCGGCCACGACGGCUCUCGCAGCCCCCAACGAGCCCUGCUACGCCGAGGGCCAAGCAGGCGUGUGCACGACCGAGGCCGCCUGCGCCGCAGCCAACGGCACCACGGCCACGGGCGCGUGCCCUGCCGACGGCGCCGACAUCAAGUGCUGCUCCAAGGGGCGGUGCGGCCCCGACUGCGCCGGCAACUGCCGCUGGCAAUCCGACUGCGCGGGCUCGUCCACGGCCAACCUCUGCCCGGGGCCGCCCGAGAUGCAGUGCUGCUCCAGCCGCGACUCCGGCUUCGGCGGCUACGCGGCCCCCGCCAUCCCCCCGGUCGGCGACUGCAAGCCGAGCAGCGUCGAGGGCGCGAAAAAGAUUGUCGCCGCCUUCCCGGGCCGCGUGUGGGACGUCGGCUGCAAGCGGGACUGCGAGUGUCCUGGCACCUCGGACCACUGCUGUGGCCUGGCGAGCGACAUGAUGUGUUCCGACGGCUUUGGCGUUCCCACGCUGUCGGGCAAGCAAAUAGCCGAAUGGGUCAUGCAUAACCGCAAAGACCUCAAGCUCAAGUACGUCAUUUGGGGGCAGAAGAUCUGGAAUCCCACCGUCGAUGCUGAGCCCAACCACUGGGAGCACUGGCGGACUAUGAAUGACAGGGGCGACGUGACGCAGAAUCACUGGUGA